Molecule: messenger RNA, 3558 nt
Organism: Clarias gariepinus (North African catfish)
Lineage: Eukaryota; Metazoa; Chordata; Actinopteri; Siluriformes; Clariidae
Gene: senp6a
Product: SUMO specific peptidase 6a
Exons: 24
Coding region: 231-3500 (1089 amino acids)
Biological process (GO): regulation of spindle assembly; regulation of kinetochore assembly; protein desumoylation
Cellular component (GO): cytoplasm; nucleus
Molecular function (GO): SUMO-specific endopeptidase activity
Source: RefSeq, a predicted model, not a curated record
UUGUUGGUGUGCUCGAGGGGAAACGUAUGUGCAUUUUUAAUGCAGUCCGAAGUCGGGCUGUUUUGUCUCCGAGGCUGGCUGUGCGUGGAGCUAGCAUUAGCCUUAGCGCGAUGCUAACAUGUACUGUAUGCUAGCUCGGCUAGUUUGCCAUUGAUUGUUAGCUUUCCUGCUCAUUCACUCAAUACAGCUGCAAAACAGCAAUAACUCAGGUUAAACCCGACACACUCCGGAUGCACCACUUUUCCCAAGCUCUUGAUAGAUCAGAAGCCAGCAGAGAUGGAGGGUACAAGCAGGGCUGGAGUUUUUGUCUCUCGCCUGACCGUGAGGAGGAGAGAAGGAGCGAUUCUUCCUUGGUGACCAUGGAUCAGGCGGGCGGGCGGCAGGAACUUUCCCCUGAAGGGGUGAAGCAGACGCCCCCUCUGAGGCACUUUGACCUCAUGGAGCCGAUGAAGACGUACGAACGGCGGCCAAACCAUUUCAAACCCCUGAACAGAUUGGGAACGGGCAAACCCAGUGAAGCCCCGCACCCGAUGGCCAUUACCCCUCUUCCCAACAGAACCAAUUAUUUAAUUAUGAGUCAGGCACCAUCUCCAGGAGUGCUCGUACAAGGAAGGCUGUUUCAACACACCCAUCUCCCCUCUCCUGUUAGAAAGCCAGUACAAAGCAGCCUCGACUUGAAAGAAAGCAGAUCUGACUUCACCACCCAAAGGCCAGAGCUAGACAAAAUCAUCCUCACCUGCCCAGAGAUCUCAGACUCGGACACCCUGAACAUAAAGAGGUGCGUCCAGGCGAAGAGGCGGCCGAUGUUUGACAGCGCAGAGUCGUUGCAGCCGGACGAGUACUUCACCGUGUGUGGAAAGUGCGGCCAGCAGAGCGAAGACCACGCCAAGUGCGAAAGCUGCGGCAGCCCGCUGCACGCCGAAGUGGCUCUUUCGUCUGCUGUCCCCUCCUCACCCACCCGAGUGCCUGUACGCUCCCUUCCCUCCACCAACGCCACUCAGCUCAGCAAGAGCUUCUACGGCGUGACAUCUGGAGGGCGCUCCGUCUCCGCUCGCACCGAAACGGCCAUGAACCCGCCGGCACGCACUACCCGCGGGGGUCUGCUUCUCGGGCACAACGGCGCCAAGCUGGCCGUGGCGAAGAGGCAGCCCCCGGGAAAGCAGAACGAACUCAAUGACCCCAUUGUACUGUCCAGCGAUGAAGAUGACGAGGCUGACAGUUCCAGCACGGGCAGCGUGAACCGUCUGGACAGCGUCUCGCCGAGGCCGGCCGACUCCGCCCACUCCUCCCCCGCCCCCUCCAGCGGCAGAGUCGAGGCAGCUGUCAAGGAAGUCGCCGAACAUGAAGAGCACGCUUGUGAAUUUUUCUCCGAUGUGGACCACAAGAGCAUGGUGCCCAGAAGGAACCGCUUAAAAGAACCACAGUUUCGAAACUCCUUGUGCGAAGACCCUUCUCCUUCUAAGAAGCGGAAAAUGGCACAGACGGCCAAGUUGGAGAGCAUUAUUCUGCCGUGCAGGAGCGUACGGAUAGGAACUCUGCGCAGGAUGGUCACCAAACCUGUCGUUUUCACAGUAGAGUACAUCCAGCUCGAGACAGAAGGUCAGGAGAUCGACGUGAUGGAGGACGUGCGCCUCAGGUCGUCGGAGCUGACGAGCUGUGAAUGGUGCUGCGUCCGGAAGCUGCCCGUGCUCUUUGUCCAGACCAGCGAAAGCGAGUGCCAGCGCCUGCGCACGCAGCUCCAGAUGUCCCAGGAGAGCGGCGGCCUGUGGUACGACUGCAACGGUGAAAACAUGGACGAGAAGUACAUAGUGCUGAUUUUCGAGAACGGCCCCUCGAUGCAAGAGCAGAUUAUUUUAGAAGACAUCCUGGUCGAGAUCGGACGAAACAACAAGCUCACGAACUUUCCUGCCAGGCUGACAUUCGACGAGGCCAACGUUAGACUGGUUCAGUAUAACAAAGCGUCAAAAGAGAAGGAAAAGGCAAAGGUUCAGAAAAGCAAAUUACAUUCGCCCUCUACGACAUCAGCACCAACUACGACAACAGGAAACGUCUCCGUCACCACGGCAACAGCGACCUCGGCAACAACAAGCACAGUUACAGCUACUUCAGCCACGUCGACAGAGGCACCGGUCCAGACCCGGUUUUCCACACACCUCCACGGGAUCUUCGACGAUGAGGACAUGGCAGAGCUGCAGCCCACGUUCACCGGCCCCAUUAUCAAGUUGAUCGUGUACCCCCCUCCUCCGGCUAAAGGAGGAAUCUCUGUGACCAAUGAAGACCUUCACUGUCUAAACGAAGGCGAGUUUCUCAACGACGUCAUCAUUGACUUUUAUUUAAAAUAUCUCUUUAUGGAGAAGUUAAAAAAGGAGGAUGCGAGCAGAAGUCACGUUUUCAGCUCUUUCUUUUACAAGAGACUUAACCAGAGAGAAAGGAGAAACGCAGCAGACACUACUAACCUACCAAUACAGAAGAGGAAGCACAAUCGGGUAAAAACGUGGACGCGACACGUGGACCUUUUUCAGAAGGACUUCAUUUUCGUUCCCAUCAAUGAGUCAGCACACUGGUAUCUUGCAGUGAUCUGCUUUCCAGGUCUAGAGGGACCCUGCCUCGAGCCCAAUCCUCAUUAUCAGCCCCUGACGCAGUCCCAGAACCCGGCUUCGUCCCCGUCCGAGUUUGGGAGCUCCAUCCUGAGUGAAGGAGGCAUCGAGGAGCCCUCGCCUCACACGGAGCCGCUCUCCUUUAAUCCAGACGAGGUCAUUACGGAAGGACAGGAGGGACAGGACGCAUGCCACUCCAGCAUGCCCGUGUGUCCGCACCGAGCGGCAGAUCACAGCUGUGCUCACGGCCAAAGGAUCAAUGGGCAGGUUCAGUCCAAUUACACGGAUGGCUUGCAAAGAAUCAGUGUGUGCUAUAGCAGUGAAGAUCCUGGCACCUUCUCUGAUGACCAAAGCUCUUCUCAUGACGAGUGCAGCGAGGACGGAGCGCUGGCGGACGAAACUGCCACGUCAGAGAGCAUGGAGUGGGCAUCCAAACCCACCAUCUGUAAACAACCUUGUAUCCUCAUCAUGGACUCGUUGCGAGGCCCUGCCAGAUCUACAGUGGUGAAGACACUGCGAGAGUAUCUGGAGAUAGAGUGGGAAGUAAGGAAGGGCUCUCAGAGGAGCUUUGGGAAGGACGUAAUGAGGGGCUCGAGUCCACGUGUGCCACAGCAGGACAACUUCAGCGACUGUGGCGUCUACGUGCUGCAAUAUGUCGAGAGCUUCUUUGAGAACCCCGUGCCAAGCUUCCAUCUCCCCAUGAACUUACUGGACUGGUUCCCCCAGCAGCGGAUGAAGACUAAACGUGAGGAGAUCAAGGAGCUCAUCCUGAAGAUCCAGUCCCGACAACAGUUAGACCGGGGGAACUCUGGGCAGGACCUGGACAUCGGCGAGGUCUGCGAGGACCUGGACAUCGGGGACGCCUUAGAGUCAGCCGACCUCAUUCCACCGAUCAGCUCAUGAACCCCAGACUCAUGCUGCUAUAUAGCUCUUCUGACAAAUACCCCCCCCCCACACACAC